Helianthus annuus (common sunflower) is the source of this 2161-nucleotide messenger RNA. Its product is annotated as ferredoxin--nitrite reductase, chloroplastic. NCBI's taxonomy places the organism in Eukaryota, Viridiplantae, Streptophyta, Magnoliopsida, Asterales, Asteraceae. Gene Ontology annotation, molecular function: heme binding; oxidoreductase activity; iron-sulfur cluster binding. The record is from RefSeq and is a predicted model, not a curated record. The coding region runs from base 138 to 1904 and encodes 588 amino acids. The transcript is spliced from 4 exons.
CACACACGCCCCUUAAUAAUAUCCAAGAGGCACCACCCCACACACCACCUCUCCCCUACAUAAACCGCCAUACUUCUCUCUCCACCUCCCAAACACCACCACCACCACCACCACCUCUCCACUUUCCGGCAGGCAACAUGUCACCUUUUACAGUCAAGUUCAUCACACCAAAUUCACUUCUCAACCCCACAAACCACCUCAGCUCCACCAAACUCUAUGCAACCCCAUCACAAACCGCCGUACCAGCCCCUCCUCCGGCGGAGAUCGCCGCCGACAGACUGGAACCCAGAGUUGAAAAGAAAGGUGGGUUUUAUGUUCUAAAAGAAAAGUUCCGGCAGGGUAUUAAUCCUCAUGAAAAGGUCAAGAUUGCUAGUGAACCCAUGAAACUGUUCAUGGAAAAUGGGAUUGAAGAUCUUGCAAAGAUCCCAUUUGAAGAGAUUGAUAAAGUUAAGGAUACUAAAGAUGAUGUUGAUGUUAGACUCAAGUGGCUUGGUUUGUUUCAUCGAAGGAAACAUCAAUAUGGUCGAUUUAUGAUGAGGUUGAAGCUUCCAAAUGGUGUAACAACUAGUGCACAAACCAGAUACUUAGCCAGUGUGAUAAAGCAGUAUGGUGAUCUAGGCUGUGCCGAUGUUACCACACGCCAAAACUGGCAAAUUCGAGGUGUUACGCUACCCGAUGCACCCGCGAUUUUUAAGGGUCUAGAUGAAGUUGGGUUAACAAGCCUGCAAAGCGGUAUGGACAAUGUUAGGAACCCGGUUGGGAAUCCGAUUGCAGGGAUUGAUCCAUAUGAAAUAGUGGACACGAGGCCGUAUACGAACUUGUUAUCGCAGUUCAUCACAGCUAAUUCGCGAGGGAAUCCGGAGUUUACCAACUUGCCAAGGAAGUGGAAUGUGUGUGUGAUUGGUUCACAUGAUCUUUUUGAACACCCUCAUAUCAAUGAUCUAGCAUACAUGCCAGCUACUAAGAACGGUAGGUUCGGGUUCAAUUUGUUGGUAGGGGGGUUCUUUAGCCCUAAGCGGUGCGAAGAGGCUAUACCUCUUGACGCGUGGGUCCCAGCCGAAGACGUGAUCCCAUCUUGUGGAGCGAUUCUCGAGACAUAUCGUGAUCUUGGUACUAGAGGGAAUAGGCAAAAGACUAGAAUGAUGUGGUUGAUCGAUGAACUCGGUGUAGAAGGGUUUCGGUCAGAGGUGGUCAAGAGAAUGCCCGAACAAGCGUUGGAGAGAGCAUCGACCGAAGACCUCGUUGACCCAAAAUGGGAAAGAAGGGACUUAUUCGGUGUGCACCCGCAAAAACAAGAAGGUCUUAACUUUGUGGGCAUUCACAUUCCAGUUGGUCGUGUCCAAGCCGAUGACAUGGACGAACUAGCACGGUUAGCCGACGAGUAUGGCUCAGGAGAACUUCGGCUAACCGUGGAACAAAACAUCAUAAUCCCAAACGUGCCAAACUCAAAAGUCAAAGCUUUACUUGACGAGCCACUUUUAAAAGAAAAGUUUCUACCCGAGCCGCCUAUUUUGAUGAAAGGACUAGUAGCAUGUACGGGUAACCAAUUUUGCGGGCAAGCGAUAAUCGAGACAAAAGCUCGUGCACUAAAGGUUACAGAAGAAGUCCAAAGACUUGUUUCAGUAACCCGUCCAGUACGAAUGCACUGGACAGGCUGCCCAAACACGUGCGGGCAGGUACAAGUGGCGGAUAUAGGGUUUAUGGGAUGCAUGACUAGGGAUGAAAAUGGGAAGGUUGUUGAAGGGGCAGAUGUAUUUGUGGGGGGUAGAAUUGGAAGUGACUCACAUUUGGGGGAUAUUUAUAAGAAGGCUGUCCCUUGUAAGGACUUGGUACCUUUAGUAGUGGACAUUUUGGUUGAUAAAUUCGGUGCUAUUCCAAGGGAAAGUGAAGAGGGGGAAGAAUGAAAAGAAUUGUUGGUGCAUGGGUUCAAAGUGUACAUCUAAACUAAACUGAGGGACUGAAACUGAAAGUUGUAAUAAUGCUGAGAGGUAACAUAAGUUAAAUGUUGUUCAAAGGUCACACAUAUAUCUUAAUUUUUGAUUAUUCAAUAGUUAUGUAAUAAUAUGUAUAAAUUGGGGAUCAGUUGAGACUAUACAAGUAUCCCCCAAUUUAACCUUGUGAUUUUAUUUCCUCGUUAAUAAAGUUAAAACUUGUGUAAAAA